Messenger RNA from Pristis pectinata (smalltooth sawfish), 5196 nucleotides. RefSeq names its product GNAS complex locus (gene gnas). The transcript is spliced from 12 exons. Gene Ontology annotation, molecular function: ionotropic glutamate receptor binding; mu-type opioid receptor binding; D1 dopamine receptor binding. The record is from RefSeq and is a predicted model, not a curated record. The coding region runs from base 1232 to 2557 and encodes 441 amino acids. Gene Ontology annotation, cellular component: heterotrimeric G-protein complex. NCBI's taxonomy places the organism in Eukaryota, Metazoa, Chordata, Chondrichthyes, Rhinopristiformes, Pristidae. Gene Ontology annotation, biological process: adenylate cyclase-activating dopamine receptor signaling pathway; sensory perception of chemical stimulus.
UCUUUUUGCUUCUCCACAUAUCCAGCAGCAGGAAGGGCUGCUCGGUGUAAAAAUAUUAUAUAUAGAAAUAUUUAACAACCAAGUGAUUUACAUACCUGGGGACAAAUAGAAGAGACAGACACCUAUUUUUAAUAUCCUGAAGAUCUGAGCUUGUGCUUAUAGCAAAGGGGGAGGAUUUACACCUGGGGGGGGGGGGGAAAGAAAAAUAUAAUUCACCCAGGGGAAAAAAGGGGAGAAGAAACACCACCGGUGGGGAAUUAAACGCUGGAGCUUCGCACACGGGGAAAUCAAACCGAAAGGAAAUCCGGUUCACCCUGGAGGAAAACAGACUUUAUCCCGCGGGAGGGAAAAGAGGAGAGAAGAAAAAUCUCUAAUCUACCCAAGGGAGGAAAAGAAGCGAGAAAUCGAGCAAGAGGAAAUUUACACCGUGGCACCGAGGGGAGGACAUCAGCCGGAGGAAAAGGGAGCGAGCAGGAAUUAAGAGAGCGAAAGGAGGGGGAGACCGAAGCCGCCGCCUUACCUCGGCUCCAUUUGUUACCUUCGCAAUAUCGUUUCUGCUUUAAUUUCCUGGGAGAAGGAGGAAGGAACAGCAGCGGAGAGAGGGGAAAAAAAGGGAGGCCGAAGAGGACGGUCGGCGUGUGAGGGGACGGCGGCCUGGUCGAGGCGGGGAGCGGGCCCGCUCUAUGCCCCAUUGAUCGACUGACCGGCGACCGGGGCCCGACAGCCGAGCAGUCGGCGAGGCGAAAAGCCACCUCGGGCGGAGCCAGGCCAGCGGAGAGCAGAAGCCGGCGGCGGCGGCGGGCCCAUUGGAUCUGGCGGAGGCCGAGCGGGAUUAUUACUUAAUUGACAUUUAAUUUGCCCCGGGUGUUUUUUUUCUCUCUCUUCCCCCUCACACACUCUCUCGCCCUCCAUCUUAUUCUUUGGGCGGACUCGCAGGCCCCGGCGCUCGCUGCUGGUGUCUGGGGGCGACGGGGAGGGUGGCAGGAGGAGGGGGGCCCGGCGCUCGCUGCUCUCCGCUCUCCCACAUCCACCCACGCCUCCCUCGGGGCUGGAGUGAAAGGCCCGGCGCUGACGGGUCGGUCGGGGCCUGGCGCUAAGGAGAGGAGGAGGAGGAGGAGGAGGAGGGGGGCCCCCGGUGUUGUCGCUCGCCCGCCCCGCGUUGUGCUGCCGGCGCUGAAGGGUGGCUGUGCCGCGGGGGCCCGGCGGUUGCUGCUGGCCGCUCAUCUCGCGGAUGACCAUGGGCUGCUUGGGGAACAGCAAGACCGAGGACCAGAGGAACGAGGAGAAGGCGCAGCGCGAAGCCAACAAGAAGAUCGAGAAGCAGCUGCAGAAGGACAAGCAGAUCUACCGGGCCACGCACCGCCUGCUGCUGCUCGGAGCUGGUGAAUCUGGUAAAAGCACCAUCGUCAAGCAGAUGCGAAUUUUACACGUCAAUGGAUUUCAUGCUGAUGAGAAAAAACGGAAAAUUCAAGAUAUUAAAAAUAAUAUUAAAGAAGCUAUAGAGACAAUAGUGGGUGCAAUGAAUACAUUGGUUCCACCAGUCCCGUUAGCCAAUCCUGAGAACCAAUUUCGGUUGGAGUACAUUCUAAACUUAGCAAAUCAGAAAAACUUUGAAUUUACACCGGAGUUCUAUGAACAUACAACUAUCCUCUGGCAGGAUGAAGGCGUGAAAGCAUGCUAUGAAAGGUCAAAUGAGUAUCAACUUAUUGACUGUGCACACUACUUUCUAGACAGGAUUGACAUAGUCAAACAAAGUGACUACAUACCUCCAGACCAGGACCUUCUACGAUGCAGAGUAUUGACAUCGGGAAUUUUUGAAACCAGGUUUCAAGUUGAAAAAGUAAACUUUCACAUGUUUGAUGUUGGAGGGCAACGUGACGAGCGCAGGAAAUGGAUUCAGUGCUUCAAUGAUGUCACUGCUAUCAUAUUUGUGGUGGCUAGCAGUAGCUACAACAUGGUUAUCAGAGAGGACAAUCAGACCAAUCGCCUCCAAGAAGCGCUCAAUCUGUUCAAAAGCAUCUGGAACAACAGGUGGCUGCGGACCAUUUCUGUAAUUCUCUUCCUCAAUAAGCAGGAUUUGCUGGCAGAGAAAGUGCUGGCAGGGAAAUCUAAAAUAGAGGAUUACUUUCCUGAGUUUGCUCGCUACACUACGCCAGAUGAUGCCUCACCAGAACCUGAUGAAGAUCCAAGGGUCACAAGGGCCAAGUACUUCAUAAGAGAUGAGUUCCUGACGCUGCUGACCCGUUGGGAGUUUCCAGCAAUUUCUGUUUUUAUCUCAAGUUUAAUAUAUGAAAAUUUAAGCCGCCACAUAUCUCGGAAACGUGGCAAGAGGGCUGGGCUGCAGAUGAAGCUGAAACAACAUGGACACAAGAACCCCCUCCCCAGAAUACUACUAGCUAACGUCCAGUCCAUUGAGAGCAAAGUUGAUGAACUAAGGGUAAGACUGACCUACCAAAGAGAACUGAGGGACUGUUGUGUGCUCUGUCUCACUGAAACGUGCCUUACACCUGCUUCACCUGACUGUGCUAUUCAACCUGAGGGCUCCUCAAUUCAUUGAAUGGACUGUACAGAGUCCUCAGGCAAAGUUAAAGGCAGAGGGGUCUGCUUCUCAAUCAAUAACUUGUGGUGCUCGGACGUGAUUGUCCUGGGGAGCUCCUGCUCACCCAGCCUGGAAUAUCUAAUGGUGAAGUGCCGACCAUUCUAUCUGCCAAAGGAGUUCACUUCAGCUAUCCUGAUGGCAGUCUACAACCCACCACGAUGGACAUGAAGCCUGCACUCAAUGAGCUAUACUCCGUGGUCAACAACCUUGAGACAGGAUACCCUGAGGCCCUCAUCAUUGUCACAGGUGACUUUAACCAGGCCAAUCUCAAGAGUGUGUUACCAAAAUACUAUCAGCACAUCUCCUGCUCCACCAGGGGUGAUAACACCCUUGACCACUGCUAUACAACCAUCAAAGAUGCCUUCUGAGCCACCACCUGUCUUCACUUUUGGAAAUCAGACCACCGGGCUGUGCUCCUUCUCCUUGCAUACAAACAGAAACUGAAACAGGAGGAUCUGGUACAGAGAGUCGUGAAGUGCUGGUCUGAGGAAGCAGAUGAGCUCUUACGUGACUGCUUUGAGACAGUGGACUGGUGCAUGUUCAAAGACUCAGCUGCCAGCCUAGAUGAGUAUGCCACCACCAUCACAGACUUUAUCAGCAAGUGUGUGGAGGACUGUGUACCAAAGAGGACAAUACGGGUGUUCCCAAACAGGAAACCAUGGAUGAACCGGGAGAUCCACUCCCUACUGAAGUUGAGGACUGUUGCACACAAAUCUGGUGAUCCUGAUCUGUUCAAGAAAUCGAGAUAUGACCUUCGGGAAGCUAUCAGGGAUGCCAAGAGGCAAUACCAACUCAAAAUAGAGUCCCAGACCAGCCGUCAGUUAUGGCAGGGCUUACAUGCCAUAACAGGCUACAUGACGAAGACGGGCUACAUAGCUAACAACAGCACAUCCCUUCCUGAUAAGCUGAACACGUUUUGAACAGAAGGGAAGUGGAUUGUCACCACCCACCCUGACAGUCUCUGAUGCAACUGAACCCAUGGUCACCGUUGAGGACGUAAGAUCAGUCUUCUGGAGAGUGAACACAAGGAAGGCAUCUGGCCCAGAUGGUGUCCCUGGCCGAGUGCUCAGAUCUUGUGCUGAUCAGCUGGCAGAAUUAUUUGCAGACAUAUUUCACCUCUCCCUACUUCAAUCUCAGGUUCCCACCUGUUUUAAGAAGACCACUAUCAUUCCGAUAUCGAAGGAAAACAAGGUAACGUGCCUCAACGACUACCGACCAGUGACUCUGACAUCCACCAUCAUGAAGUGCUUUGAGAGGUUGGUCAUGGCACUCAUCAACUCCAGCCUACCAGACAGCCUGGACCUAUUGCAAUUCACCUAUCAGUGAAACAGGUCUACAGCGGAUGCCAUCUCCCUGGCCCUACCCUCAGCUCAAGAGCAUCUGGACAGUAAAGACACAUACGUUAGACUAUUGUUUAUUGACUAUAGCUCUGCCUUCAAUACUAUAAUCCCAAGCAAGCUUGUCACCAAACUUGGAGACCUAGGACUCAACACCUCCCUCUGUAACUGGAUCCUUGACUUCCUAACAAACAGACCGCAAUCAGUGAUAGGCAGCAAUACCUCCAGCAUGAUUAUCCUCAACACUGGUGCCCCACAAGGCUGCGUCCUCAGCCCUCUACUCUACUCCCUAUACACUCAUGACAGUGUGGCCAGAUUCUGCUCUAACUCCAUCUACAAGUUUGCAGAUGAUACCACCGUUGUAGGCCGUGUCUCAAACAGUAAUGAGUCAGAGUACAGGAAGGAGAAAGAGAGCUUAGUGACAUGGUGUCAUGACAACAACCUUUCCUUCAAUGUCAACAAAACAAAAGAGCUGGUCAUUGACUUCAGGAAAGGGGGCGGUGUACAUGCACCUGUCUACGUCAAUGGUGCAGAGUUCAAGAGGGCUGAGAGCUUCAAGUUCCUGGGAGUGAAUCUCACCAAAAGCCUGUCCUGGUCAAAUUACGUAGAUGCCGCUGCCAAGAAAGCUCACCAGCGUCUCUAAUUCCUCAGGAGGCUAAAGAAAUUCGGUUUGUCCCCUUUAACACGCACCAACUUUUAUCGAUGCACCAUAGAAAGCAUCCUAUAUGGAUGCAUCACAUCUUGGUAUGGCAACUGUUCUGCCCAGGACCACAAGAAACUGCAGAGAGUUGUGGACACAGCCCAGCGCAUCACAGACACCAGCCUCCCCACCUUGGACUCUGUCUUGGUGAAGCAGCUAGCAUAAUCAAAGACCCCACCCACCCGGGUCAUUCUCUCUUCUCUCCUCUUCCAUCAGGUAGAAGAUACAGGAGCCUGAGGGCACGUACCACCAGACUUAAAGACAGCUUCUACCCCACUGUGAUAAGACUAUUGAACCAUUCCCUUGUACGAUGAGAUGGACUCUUACCUCACGAUCUACCUUGUUGUGACCUUACACCUUAUUGUCUACCUGCACUGCAAUUUCUCUGUAGCCGUGACACUUUACUCUGUACUGUUAUUGUUUUUACCUGUACUACCUCAAUGCACUCUGUACUAACCUAAUGUAAAUACACUGUGUAAUGAAUGGACCAGUACGAUCAGUACGUAAGACAAGUUUUUCACUGUACUUCGAACGAGUGACAAUAGUAAACCAAUACCAAU